AUGCUGAGCAAAAUGGGCAGAACAGAGAAGGACUUGAUCCCAACACGCUUAACCGUCACCAACUUUGCAGGGGCAUCACCAAAACUCAUGGGAUCCUAUAUGUGGAUGGACUGGAUUCACCAGAGUUCGUGUGUUCCCUCCACUCUUCACCAGCAAUUAGCUCUGUUGAAUGAAAAAGGUUACAUGGAGAUAGUAGAGGUCGAUCCAAGGCCAUUUCUGCCUUUUGCCAUGUGUUUUGAGGCAGGGUAUUACCAUGAUGACCUCGGUCCUUUCACUUUCCUUGGAGUCAACCAGAACGGCCGUCCCCAUGGUGUCAAAACCCAGAAGCUCAUUGAAGAUGGUCUAGCUAGUUCCUUAGAAGACUGGAAUAGGCCUUUUGUUCUAAACCUCCAGAACUUUGAUGUUUAG
Prunus armeniaca (apricot) is the source of this 408-nucleotide messenger RNA. Lineage: Eukaryota; Viridiplantae; Streptophyta; Magnoliopsida; Rosales; Rosaceae. The record is from the annotation of a GenBank genome assembly.